This is a messenger RNA of Meloidogyne enterolobii, 1655 nucleotides long. Lineage: Eukaryota; Metazoa; Nematoda; Chromadorea; Rhabditida; Meloidogynidae. The record is from the annotation of a GenBank genome assembly.
UUGACAGGCCGAGUCAGCCGUCUCCAACGAACAAAGAAAUUGAAAACAUAGAUCAGACAGAUCAAUCUACUCCGUAAAAUUAUUUGAUGGUUAUUAUAAAUAAAAAUACAUGACAUGAAUCUGAAUGACUUAAUAUUGUUCAAAAAUGUUGUUUUCGUUUAUUUCACUUUGAUUUUGCUAUAAUUCAUUAAUUUAAUAUUUAAUUUAGUUGAUUAUUUUUAUAUUCUUGUUUGAACAGUGUGAAAUAUUUUUUAAAUUUUAUAUUUGAAAUAUUUUUAAUUCUGCUCUUUUUACGAGGAUGUCUAAGAGGAAAGUUUUGCUUAUGGGAAAGGCUGGAGCUGGUAAAACGAGUAUGAGAUCGAUCAUAUUUGCUAAUUAUAUUGCAAGGGAUACAAGCCGACUUGGACGUAAGGAGUCUGUUUUUAUUUUAUUAAUUUUCUUUUUAGCUACGAUGGAGGUUGAGCAUGCGCAUGUCAAGUUUCUUGGGAAUAUGGUUUUACAUUUGUGGGACUGCGGAGGUCAGGAGAUUUUUAUGGAAAAUUAUAUGACGGCACAGCGUGACCAAAUCUUUAAAAACGUUCAGGUACUUAUUUAUGUUUUUGAUGUUGAAAGUAGAGAAGUUGAUAAAGACUAUGGAAACUAUCAGUCCUGUUUGGAGGCUUUAUUACAAAAUUCGCCUGCUGCCAAAGUUUUUUGCCUUGUUCAUAAAAUGGAUCUAAUUCAGGAAGAAAUGAGAGAAAAAGUUUUUAUUUUGUUGAUUUUUAAAUUAUUUUGUUCUCAGGUUUUCCAAGACAAGGAAAAGGAUAUUAAACAAUUGUCAGACAAUAUUACUUGUAGACAACAAACAUCGACAGUCACAAUUCAAUGUUUCCGUUCUUCUAUUUGGGAUGAAACUUUAUAUAAAGCUUGGUCUGCAAUUAUCACUUCAAUGGAACAAAAAUUGAAAAAAUUCACAGAAAUUGUUGAUGCUGAUGAAGUAUUAUUGUUUGAAAAGGCCACAUUUUUGGUAAUUGCCCAGGCGCAGAGAGUUCUACAUGAUGAUAUUCAUAGAUUUGAAAAAGUUUCCAACAUUAUUAAACAAUUUAAAUUGUCUUGCAGCCGUAUGGGUUCACAAUUUGAGACAAUCCAAAUACGUAAUAGCACAUUUGCUGCAUUUAUCGACUCUUUCACCAAUAAUACUUACAUUAUGUUGGUACUUUCGGAUGGAAAUGUUUCAUCUGCGGCUGUAAUGAUGAACAUUCGGAAUGCGCGAAGGCAUUUCGAGAAACUAGAUUGCAGAUGAGUGAGAAAAUUUACGUUAUACAAAAUAUUUUUAAUAUUCAAAUUAUUUUAUAUUCAGAUUUCUAUUUGAUUGUGAGAAAUAUUUUGUUGAAAAUAAAACAAAUUUUAAACAGUUUUAGAGUAAUUUUUUUAGUUUAUUUGACCUUUAAGAAUAAUUCUAAAAAUGAUGCCAAUAAAUUCCAAAAUGUCAUUUUUGAUUUUAAAAUACAUAAAUUCUUUAUCCAUCUCCUAAACAAAUAUCACUACCGCACUUUGUUGACUUCGCGCGUUUUUCAUCUGUAACACUUUCUCCCUUAAUAUCUGGGUCAUCUUGCUUGCUAUUCUUUUGCGGAAGUAUGAGGGGUUUAGAUGAAAUUAUCGCUAAUAUGUACUUC